Messenger RNA from Zymoseptoria tritici IPO323, 654 nucleotides. RefSeq lists its product as uncharacterized. Gene Ontology annotation, cellular component: peroxisomal membrane. The transcript is spliced from 2 exons. NCBI's taxonomy places the organism in Eukaryota, Fungi, Ascomycota, Dothideomycetes, Mycosphaerellales, Mycosphaerellaceae. The annotation marks the transcript as partial. The record is from RefSeq and is a predicted model, not a curated record.
CUCCAGGACUCCAUCAACCAAAUCAUACUCGACCCCAGAUACCACGAACCUCUCGUACUCGUCAAGGCCGUACGCAAUGGGCUCGUCUAUGGGACCAAGAUUCGAUUUCCGCAUGCGCUUGUGUUAGUCUCCCUAUUCGGCUCGGGCACCACGCAGCAAAAGAUCAAAAAGAUUCUCCAGCUCACUCGGGACCAUGCCUUUGUCCUCGCCAAAUUCGCUUUCUUCUACAAGCUCAUCUGCAUGGUGCUGAAGCGGGCCAAUCGCGGCAAGGAACAAGCGGUCCACAGCUUCGUCGCGGGGCUAUCCUGCGGGUAUUGGGUCUUUGGUCGCAGCGCGGUCGCAUCCUCAAGCGUGGUGCAGCAGAUGGUGAUGUAUGCCAUGGGCCGAGUUAUGAUGGGACUGGCCAGGCUCGUUGUACAGGCACCGGGCGAGAAGUCUGCCACAAUCGCUACCCAUGAGGGAAGAGACUGGCGCGGGUCUCUCCUUCGUGCCGGUUGGCCUGUCUCUGCCAGUCUGUGUUGGGGGGUCGUCAUGUGGCUAUUCACGUGGCACCCAGAGGUGCUGCAGCCUACAUUGCGAAACAGCUUGACAGAUAUAUAUGUGAACUCGGAGAAAUGGGACGGCUUGGGCACUUUGCUGCUGAGAAAUCAUUGA